GGCCGAGCACAGCAGCAGAGCACCAUCAGCACCAGCACGCCCACUUGCCUCCUAUUAUUUGCGCCAGAGGGCAGGGCAGGGCAGGGCAGGGGCCUUGGCGCUACCCCCGUUCUUAUCCCCACCUCGUGCCUCCCCUCCUCCCCCCUUCCCCUCUCUCGCCCCUCCUCCCUCCGUCUCGUCUCCCAGGUCAUGGCAAAAGCUGGAGCACCGGGAAAAAUAACAAGUGGGAGAUAAACAGGAAGAGCUAGGUGAGUUCUUCCUACCUGCCUGGACCUCCUACCCUUCCCAGUUCUUGUGUGGCUGGUCCUCCUUUUCUUCGCUGAUCUUCUUCUUCCCUUGCUGCUUGUGCUACUGGAGUGUGGUCGCCUGAUUAUCUGAUGGAUAUGUAGAGUGAUAUUUUUUUUCCCCAGGAGAUCUUUUUUCCUCUCUAGAUUUUUUUUUUCAGUAUCCUGUAGCUUCCCGAGGUGGCCAAUUCCCGUUUGAGUUCCGAUCCUUCUUUUCCCUUGCUGAUGUUCUGUCCUCCAGCGUAAUAGCUGCGGCUAAAUCCACGACAGAGUUCCAAGUUUCGGUUGGAUCUCAAUACCACAAUUAGUCAAAGGCUCAGCUCGUUCUACGGUUCUAGGAAGUGUCUAACAGCCGGGUGUGAUGGAAACAUUCUGUUCCUGCAUCAUCUUCGGAGGCGCAAAAUUUGACCAGUUUUCGUUAGGUGAAUACUUGGAGAAAAAGGUCCCCCACACCCCCCACGCAGGUGAAUACUACAAGUAGCAGUACAAGGAAGAGAGCCAAUCUGCCCGUGACUGCCAGUGAGUUGCUCGGGUGUGGUGGUUAGUUGAGGUCACGAUGAUGGGAGGCGGGCUGAUGAUGGAUCAGAGCGUGGUGUUCCCUGGCGUCCACAACUUCGUGGAUCUCCUGCAGCAGAACGGCGACAAGAACCUGGGCUUCGCCUCACUCAUGCCGCAGACGUCCUCCGGCGACCAGUGCGUGAUGGGGGAGGGUGAUCUCGUGGACCCACCGCCAGACAGCUUCCCGGACGCCGUGGAGGACGACAGCGAUGACGACGUUGAGGACAUCGAGGAGCUGGAGCGCCGCAUGUGGCGCGACCGCAUGAAGCUGAAGCGGCUCAGGGAGCUGCAGCAGAGCCGCGGCAAGGAUCCCAUGGCUAGCGGUGGGGGCCUGGCCGACGGCUCAUCCAAGCCAAGGCAGUCGCAGGAGCAGGCCCGGCGCAAGAAGAUGUCGCGCGCGCAGGACGGCAUCCUCAAGUACAUGCUCAAGAUGAUGGAGGUGUGCCGCGCGCAGGGGUUUGUGUACGGGAUCAUUCCGGAGAAGGGCAAGCCGGUGAGCGGCGCCUCCGACAACCUCCGUGCCUGGUGGAAGGAGAAGGUCCGCUUCGACCGCAACGGCCCGGCCGCCAUCGCCAAGUAUCAGGCCGACAACGCCGUCCCGGGCGCCGAGAAUGAGCUCGCCUCGGGCGCUGCCAGCCCUCAUUCCUUGCAGGAGCUGCAGGACACCACACUCGGCUCGCUGCUCUCAGCACUCAUGCAGCACUGCGACCCCCCACAGCGGCGCUACCCGCUGGAGAAGGGCGUUCCUCCACCGUGGUGGCCUACCGGCGACGAGGAGUGGUGGCCGGAGCUUGGCAUUCCCAAGGACCAGGGCCCACCUCCCUACAAGAAGCCCCAUGACCUUAAGAAGGCCUGGAAGGUGAGCGUGCUCACCGCUGUCAUCAAGCACAUGUCACCAGACAUAGAGAAGAUCCGACGCCUCGUUCGCCAGUCCAAGUGCCUCCAGGACAAGAUGACUGCCAAGGAGAUCUCGACCUGGCUGGCGGUCGUCAAGCAGGAAGAGGAGCUGUACCUGAAGAUGCACCCUGGCGCACGCCCGCCGGCAUCCACUGGUGGCAUCGCCAGUGCCAUAUCUUUCAACACCACCUCAAGCGAGUACGACGUGGACAUCGUUGAUGAGUGCAAGGGGGAUGAGGCUGGCAACCAGAAGACAGCAGUCACUGACCCAACCUCCUUCAACCUUGGUGCGGCUAUCCUAAGUGACAAGUUCCUCAUGCCGACGCCGAUGAAGGAGGAGACCGCUGACGUCGAGUUCAUCCAGAAGAGGAACGCCCCCGCUCCUGCUGAGCCAGAGCUAAUGCUAAACAACCGGGUGUACACCUGCAACAACGUCCAGUGCCCGCACAGUGACUACAGCUAUGGAUUCCUUGACCGGAAUGCCCGCAACAGCCACCAGUACACCUGUAAGUACAACGAUCCGAUCACUCAGAGCGCCGAGAACAAGCCUCUGCCAGCACCGCCGCAACCACAAGCCUUCCAGCCGGCCUUCAGCCAAGCCAAUCAGGCAGCGAACAAUCUGGACUUCAGCCUGCCUAUGGACGGGCAGAGGUCCAUCGCCGAGCUGAUGAACAUGUACGACACCAACUUCAUGACGAGCAAGACCAUGAGCAGUAGUGACAGCGUCACCAUCAUGGAGAGGCCGAACGCGAUGCCCCAGAGGAUCCAGAUGGACGAGGGCUUCUUCGGACAGGGCAACGGAGUCUUCGACGACGUCAAUAGCAUGAUGCAGCAACAACAGCAGCAGGCACCACCCGUGGUGCAGCAGCAGCAGCAGCAGCAGUUCUUCAUCCGCGACGACACGCCAUUCAUGAGCCAGAUGGGCGACAUCACCAGCACGGCGGAGUUCAGGUUCGGCUCUGGUUUCAACAUGUCUAGCACCGCCGCCGCCGCUGAUUACCCAGGCGCGGCGCAGAAGAACGACGGGACCAAUUGGUUCUACUGAAGAAUAAAACUUGUAGGGCUCCUCGUUAUAAGCUUCGGAUUCCUCCAUGGAUCUCCCAAGUUGUCAAGUCUUAUAGGUCUUCGUUAUAUAGGUUUUGCAGUAGCUGCAAGACGGCUGGAACCUGGAACUGGUUUAUACUUGUAUGUCCGGCCAGCCAUAAACCUCUCUUAUUUGCAAACUUAAUGUUAUUCCUAGCUUUAAGUUGUUAGUCUCAGUCUGCUGUCCAUGUAUAUGGCUGUUAAAAUGCUUGUGCUUGUUUCUGUACUACCUGCUGUUUGGUGUCUGAAUGAAGUGUUUUCUUCAGUGGUUCU
Zea mays is the source of this 3095-nucleotide messenger RNA. Its product is annotated as ETHYLENE-INSENSITIVE3-like 1 protein. NCBI's taxonomy places the organism in Eukaryota, Viridiplantae, Streptophyta, Magnoliopsida, Poales, Poaceae. Bases 841 to 2784 code for a protein of 647 amino acids. The record is from RefSeq and is a predicted model, not a curated record. The transcript has 3 exons. Gene Ontology annotation, molecular function: DNA binding; DNA-binding transcription factor activity. Gene Ontology annotation, cellular component: nucleus.